CAUGGCUACGUCCUUACGGUUGUGUGUAUUAAAUUGGAAAAAAAAUAUUUUUAAGAGUCGAUUCUUUAGUAUAAGUAAUUAUGUUAGGAACUUAUCAGCAACAGAAUCCACCUAUGAAGUUACUGUUAAAGAUUCGGACGCUUUACGUGAUGAAAAAUGGAGCGUCAAAGAAGAAAUCGUUAUUCCAAAGCGAAUACCGAGAGGUCCGACAGAUAUAUUGAAAGCGUUAGCAGCUACAGUUGAUAGAGAUUUUACUGCCCCUCAUUAUAAAUACCAUGAUGAUCCUUAUUUCAUUCCAGCUAGUAACGUCACUAAACGAUCGUUUGCUUUAUCAAAAGAAUCCGGAAGAAAAGCUGCGAAAUACUUUCUUGAAAAAUAUCCUGACAGUUUUAAAAAUAAUCCUGCUGAACCAAACAUACAAGACCUUAUGCCAGUUGAAAAAAUAACGGACGAUAGUGAAAUAAGUGAGGAUUUUCUUCUUGAUUGUAUUCACAAAGUUGAAGUUCAGAAUGCAAUUGCAGCCUACAAGAACAUAAAAGAAAAAAAUGUCUCUUUAAGUCAUGAAACAGAACAGUUUUUACUUGAAUUAUUGUGUUUCUUUAAUUGUGAAGAAUCUCCUGGUGACCAAUUUAGUGAAGAACAAUGGUUCAAAAAACUUUCUGUUCGAGAAACACGUAAAACAUGGAAAGAUAAUGGCUUGGCAGAACAAUUGUUUGCUUCAAUGGAAAAGAAGGAUAGUCAAGCUUAUUGUGCACUAUUACAGGGUAGGGCCAAGUAUUUUGAUGUAGAAAGAGCUUAUGAUCUUUAUCAAAAAAUGCAAGAAAAACAAAUACCUGCAAACACAGAAACAUACAACAGUCUUUUAACACUGGUACCAUUUCUGAGAGAAGGAUCAGAUGGUCGGUGGUCAUUGGCAUUGGAAUUUUUGGAGAACAUGAAACGAGAAAGACUCUUCCCAAAUAUUGGCACCUUUAAUGCUUUGCUUGAAAUUCUUAGCAAAUUUGGCUUAUGGCGUAGUGCAAAACCUUUAGCACUGAAAGUAAUGGCUGAAAUGAAGUUGUUGAAUAUUGAACCAAGUCUUGGAAGCUACUAUUAUCUUCUGACAAUAUUUUGUAAAACCAGUGGGCCUACUAGUCCCAUUCUUAUUGACAUCAUGCAGAAUCUAGAAGAUAAAGACCUCAAGAUAAGACAUCCAAAAGACGUGUUUUUUUUUGUUACAGCUAUGGACGUGUGUCAUAAUCAUCUAGUUGAUAAAAAGCUAGCAUAUCGUGUUCAUGCACUUCUACAGAAAGGAAACAACUAUUGUUUGAUUGGAGAUUCAUUCAGAGAAUCUAUCUACUACCAACAUUUUUUCAGAUUAUUGUGUAAGACUGAAAAUAUUGAUGUUUUCCUUGAGUUUUACAAUAAAUAUGUUCCACAUAUUUACACUCCAGAACCAAGUGUUAUGUUAGAUAUAAUUGAGACCAUUGAUCUGCAUGGAGCACUGCAUUACCUCCCCCAGCUGUGGUCAGAUAUCAUUGUGUUUAAUCAUGCAGUACGAGAACAAAUUGUCACAACUGUUCUCUCCAUAAUGGCCCGUGGAACAGAAGAUUUAGAAUUACAGAAACAGUUUGGUGUAAUUGCUUGGGACAUUAAAGAACGUAUUGAUAGCCAAGAGCCCAGGAUGCGAUCUCAGAUUCAGUGGACAGGACAAAUGUUAGGUGAUAUAAUGAUGGUGUGUUUGAAUGCAGGUGAAAUGGAUAAAGCAUGGGAAAUGAUGUUGAAAUUAGAUAAAGAACAAGAUCGUAUUAUUGGUAAUGCUAAAAGUGAAAGCCUAAAACGUUUUUGUUUAGCUUCAUUGGAACAUGGAAAAUAUGACCAAGCAAUAUUUUGUCUGAAGCAUGCAAUGGAAGUUGGCCACACUGACAUUGGUAACUUGAUGAAAGAACAGUUGAAACACCAAAACUUUACAGAAAUGCAAGAAAUGCAGAUUCAAUCUCUGCUUAAUCCGGAAACUGUAGAAAAUGAACAAAUCACAGAGUAACAGUCUUCAAUAUUUAUGAGUAGUCUAUUUAAAAAGUUGAGUAACCACCUUAUCCAUUACAAGGUAUAUUGCUAAAAUGAGAACCUUUCAGAUCAUAAUGUAACAUACAGACAAAAGACCAUAUGGCCCUUCAAGGCUGUCCUUACACACCCAAUCUUGAGAAAAGUAAAAAUACCCUUUAAUUUUUGGUAAAUCAUUGAUUCUCCUUUUAAACUUUAGUAAAGUACUGACCUCCAUUACCAUGGAUGACACCUCAUUCCAUAAGUCAAAUAUAACUGGAGUCUAGUGAAGUUUGCUGGUGACAAUAAACUCUGAUAAUGUUAUGGAAAUAGGUUAAAAACUCAUCUUGAGAAAAGAAGAGUAAGAGAUGAUAUUGAAGUUUACAUUAUUAUUCAGGGUAAAGAUCUAAAAAUGAGAAGAUGUAUUUAAGAUUUGGAAGAGACAGGCUAGGCUCCAGUUAAAACAAUUAUGCUUUUUUAACAUGUUGAUUGGCUAAAGGGAAGAGUGAAAGCCAGCACUUUAGAAGAACUUAUAAAAGAAUUGAUGAUUUCCUGGAAAAUAAAUACUGGCUUUAUUUUUUCUCUGCAGUGGGUUUUCAGGGACAGCCUUGAGGAACCAAACGAUCCCUUGUUGUCCAUAUAUUAUGUUAAUGUGAGUAAAGAAAAAGAAAGCCCGAUCAUGAACCCGUGGGACACUUCUUUGAAUUUAACAGUAAGGGACCAGUUUGACUGGAUCACAUUGAUAUCAAUAUUUUGCCUCUUUUCAUCUAUCCACCUUACAGUCCUAUUAACUGGUCUUUCCCCACACCCCUACCAUUGUGAUUAUAUUAGCUAAUCGUCUAUGUGGCACUUUAUCCAAAGCUUUUUGAACAUUUAAAUUCACCAUUCCUAACCCUUGCUGUCAUCCAGAUAACAAGUAACAUCUUCAAAAAAACAAAAAGUCAAGAUUUUCCACGAGUGAAUCCGUGUUGCCUUUUGUUACGAUAUGAUAUUUCACUAAGUUAUUUUCUAAAGCUUUUAUUAAAUUCUCUAGAAUCUAAGUGGCCUUUAAUUUAUAGGCAACUUUUAUUAUCCCUUUUUUAAAUAUUAAUAACUUCAGCAACUCUUUAGUUUUCAGGAAGAAUGAGGCCCACAAAUCAGGAACCAUGUAAGUGUAGCACAAUCAGUAGAGUCCGAGUAUGUGUUUUGUGGAUGUGUUAGGCUUAGGAUUCUUGUGUUCAGAUUCAGUCGAGCAACUUCUACUAUACUAAGGUCAUUUUCAGAAAGACUAUGAUUUAGUUAAACUUCAGAUUUUAAGCAAUCCUUCAGUUCAGCUGAUUUCAUAAAACAUGAAUACAGAGCUUAGUUGAUAUUUAACUAAUAAAACAUGAAUACAGAGCUUAGUCGAUAAUUAACUAAUAAACCGUGAAUACAGAGCUUAGUCGAUAUUUAACUAAUAAAACAUGAAUACAGAGCUUAGUCGAAAUUUAACUAAUUUCCUAACUUACCGGUGAAUACUUGAAAUGUUAAAAAAAAUUACAAGGAGUAUAUAGUCAAGGGGCACAUUUUCUCACCACCUGGUUAUACAUUUAUAUGUAGGUAAGCCAGUAAUACAACUUGUUUGUUGUAGACUACACAAACAUUUAAACAUUGAUGUUGUAUUUGAAUAAAAUCAUUAUGUGAAAAAUGUUAUCAGACUGUUAUUUAAAAGAUCUGCGAUUAGUAGGAAGUCUAGAAGGGAUAAUCUGUAUGGUUCUUAUACAUUUCUAUCUACAUCCUUACCAUGUUUUAGUACAGAACUAGCUUUUGAAUUACCUUUGUGUAGAAGUCAGGAAUAACGGUCGCAUACAAAGUUCAAAUUAAUAUCAAAAUCCUCACAGUUUUUGUGUCAAAGAAAGUUUAUUCACACUUGAGCUACUUCUUGCAUCAUAGUUUGCUAUUUUACCAGUUCUGUGUUAUAUUGGCCAGUUCUGACAUUUUAAACUAAAAUAAAGAAGUUUUAGACAAAAAUAAUAGAAAUUUCUAAUAUAGCUGCAUUUUAAGUGAGUCUGAUGAUAGGAAAAGUUUGAUUUAUUUUAUUGAAGAUCUUUAUCUGAUAAGUAUGCUGUAAACAACCAGCAGUCAAGACCUGGUGUGAAAUCCUGCAUGCUCCAAUCAUUUGAAUUUGGAUGUUUUGAGAAUUGCAUAAAUUACUUAGUUAUUUAUUUUUUAUGUAUCAGACUUUUCAACUAAAAAUAAUUUGAUUUCUACAAAUUAUUGUGUAUGUUGUGUAAAUGUUUGUGAACUAUCAUUGGCAUAACGAUUUUGUUUCCAAAAAAAUAUUAAUUUGCCGUACAAAUUGUGUUCAGCUUAUGAUAUGUGUGAAGUAAUAAAUACUGUCAUAAUAUAAGGAUUAUAGUCUUCAUGUAAGUUUAUUUUUAAGGAUAGGUAAUUGUGUUGGAUAAUUAAAAAGAAAUAAGGAUGAGCAAGAGACCAGAUGGUGUAUGUUGAGUUCACUACACAAUCUCUUACUUCAGUCUGUCUAAAACUAGCCUUUUAUAUUCGAAUAUCUAUCCUGAAAAAUAAUAUAAUUCUACCUGUAACAACAUUUUGUGGAUCAAAGUUUUGAAUCUUGUACGUAAUACCUCUGAAAUUUAUGUCCAGAAGUGGGGAAAAAGUUGUAGUAAACAAAUGUUUUAUAUUAGGAAUCAGUUUCACUUUUACAAUUGUUGUUUCUGGUACGAGGCAGGGUAAUUGGCAAAGAUUACAUUAUCUUAACAACUCAUUAUUUAUAUGUUUAUUUGAAACCUAAGAGAGAUUGAGUAAUGCUACCUUUUUUUUCUACUGUACCUUAUAGUUGACAAAUUAUGAUGUUUAGUCAUAUAUGGUUUUGGUUUUUCUAAUAUAAUUAUAUAAGAGUUGACCAAAAGCAAAGAAUUACCUUAGUACAGGUUAGUUAUCAGGCAGAAUUAAAUUCCUAUUCAUUUUGAAUUUUAAAUAUUUUCUGAAGGAGUGGUUUGGUGAUAUUGUAGCUUAAAAAUUUCUUACUGUUAUAUAAGUUUAUGGGUGUAAAAACCUUUAAAAAAUGCAGAUGGUUAAUGGUGAUAUUGAUAGCUAGAUGGCUUUUGAUGUUCAUAGUUUGAACUACAGUUAAUACCAAGUAUCAUAGUCCCAUUAUUAUCUUCAUUUAUGUUGUGUGAACUGUCAAGGCCCCAUUUUAGUUUUUAACUAGUAUUUGUUGUAUGUAACAUAAAAUUUAACAAAAAGAAAGGGAAAUAUUACUGUACAAUUUAUAUACAUAUAUAUAUUUUAAUGACAUAAAGCAUCAAUUUUUCAGAAUCUAUACAGACAUAGUGGUGCAUAGCAUAAGUUUAAAAAACCUUUGUGUGAAAAUAGAAUUGUUGGAUAAGACAGUGGAGCCAUUUUGGAGUUCAUACACCAACUAAUAACUACAUAAGAGCCAGAGGGUUAUAACUAGCAAAAAAAAAAAAAUUGGAAAUUUUGACUUUUUAUACAUUAAUGUCAGAAUUUCCCAUAAACAUAGCCCAUUAACUAAAUGUUUUAUUUUUCUCAAAAAAAAAAGUUAAGGCUUGACAGUUGCCCACCCCUCUCCUCUAAUUUGUGACACUGGUAUAAGAAUGAUUUCUUCUGGGUGUUUAAACAGUUAAAUUAUUUAUUUCACCAUUUGAAAAUCAAGCCAAGAAAGAUUAUCUUUUGAUUACACUCAAAAUACAAAACAUGAAAGUACUCUGAUUGGCCACAUUAUUAAAAAAAUCCUCACCUCAUUUUACGUUAGCUUACUCUUUAACUGUAUUAAUAUUAUUCUCUACCCUUCUUAUAUUCCACAAGAUCCACUUGUACUGUAAAUCUGAGGAUUCAUGGUUUAUGCCAGUUGCAGCCACAACCAACCCAAAGAGCAUAGUGUGGUUGACAUUACACAGUAUUCUUCAUAAGUUUUUUAGAAUCCCCCAAGUAGUUUUCUCCUGUAAAUACUGUGAUUGCUUGAUCUACUCUAGAAAGAAGAAGAUUUGCUGGCUGGUUUGCCAAUUUUUCUGAAUGUUGAUUAAGUCUAUUUAAGUAAAAAUGUUAAUAAUAAAUAA
Molecule: messenger RNA, 6080 nt
Organism: Limulus polyphemus (Atlantic horseshoe crab)
Lineage: Eukaryota; Metazoa; Arthropoda; Merostomata; Xiphosura; Limulidae
Product: protein PTCD3 homolog, mitochondrial-like
Exons: 1
Coding region: 2-2023 (673 amino acids)
Biological process (GO): mitochondrial translation
Cellular component (GO): mitochondrion
Molecular function (GO): ribosomal small subunit binding; rRNA binding; protein binding
Source: RefSeq, a predicted model, not a curated record